ACUUCUUCAAUUAAACGUGGCUUUUGAAUUCUUCCUACUUAACUCUAAUAGCGAAUAGUAUUUUUCUUUCUUUUAUUUGUUCUUUCCUUUUCUUUUUUCACUCUUCUUCGUUGAUCAUCUUUAUCCCACUUUAGUAUUGGUACCUCUAUUUGUUGUAAGAUUCAACAAUAAAUUGCUUAGGAGGGAAUUCGGUUGAUUUUUUCUUUUUAUAGGCUCAAAGCAGUCGAGUAAUCCAAACAGUUUUACGCGAACAUCUAUCGAUUUGCCUUCAUUUGAAGUGAGGUUUUUUUUCAAUUCAAUAAUACUUUAAAAUGAUGGAAAAUAAUUACUUUUUUGUUAUUUGUUGUAUUUUGAAUUUAUUGAUAUUUUCGCUUUGUGAAAAUGCCGAAAACAAUGUGAAACAAGAUUCACUAUGGGAACAAGAUUUGACGGAUACAUUCAAAAUUGAUGGCUCUACUCAAGGCAUUCAAAAAGUCAAUCUCAAAUGCGGUGCUGAAUCUAUGAAAAUAAUGCUCGAAACUGAACAAGACUUUACCGGCGUUAUGUACACAAGAGGAAGUUUCUAUAAACAAUCGGCACCAUGUUUUGUUAAAUCUGAAAAAUCCAGCAAUAUGCGUUCAUUAGAAAUGAAUUUCAAUUUCGAUCAAUGCCAAACCCAACAAGAAGGAGAUGUCUAUACGAAUAUUGUGGUAAUUCAAAAUGAUCCUGAAUUAAUUACACCUGGUGAUUCAGCAUUUUCAUUGGAAUGUGAUUUCCGUCAGCCAAGGAAUGUUAAUGUUGAAGGCAAUUUUGAAACAAGAGAAAGAACGGUAUCAGGUUCUCGCAUUACACUUACAAGUCCCGAUCCAUCCUACACGUCAAAUGCCUCUGAUGACAAGGACACAGUACACAAUGCUACAGACACCGUUACAUAUAAACCGACGGAAUCGGUUAAAAUAAUUGAUAACAAAAAAGUACACGGUAGUAUUGAAGAGGUUUCAAUUGGUGAUGAGAUUAUAGGUUCAGUACUUAAAGACGAGUUAUAAAACCGAACCCAAAUUCCUUAGCAUGAACAUUUUUUUAACAUUCCCUCCUACACCAAGUGACAAAGCAUAAAUGGAACAAAUAAUGGCAGCUAAUUGAACUUCAACUUUUCAUUUGCUAUUUCAUUUACAAAUAACGAGUGUACCUAUAAUAAGUACCUACUGUGAUAUGUUAUGGAUAAAUGUUUUGGAACUUGAUGAAAUUUAAAUUAUUAAUUUGGACUAAUAAAAUGUUUACAAAAGGCGGAAAUAAAUAUUGUUU
This is a messenger RNA of Episyrphus balteatus (marmalade hoverfly), 1284 nucleotides long. RefSeq lists its product as uncharacterized. The coding region runs from base 312 to 1025 and encodes 237 amino acids. Lineage: Eukaryota; Metazoa; Arthropoda; Insecta; Diptera; Syrphidae. The record is from RefSeq and is a predicted model, not a curated record. The transcript is spliced from 4 exons.